CCGGAGCCGCGGGCACAGCGCCCUCGCGGGGGGCCCCGCCGCGGCCAUGGAGCGCCGCUGAUCGCCGCCGAUCGCCGCCGGGAGACAAUGGCCCUGCACAAACUCUGCUCCGUGCUCGAAGUGUUGCUGGUAACAAUCCUUGUAGUGGAAGGGAUUGCUGUUGCACAGAAGACACAAGCUGCUCCACGACAAAGGAUUGAGUUGACCUUUGAUGAACCUUAUUACAUAGAACCCUCAUUUGAGUGUCGGUUUGAUCAUCUGGAGGUUCGAGAUGGACCUUUCGGUUUCUCCCCUCUCAUCAAUCGUUACUGUGGUCUGAAAAGUCCUGCACUAAUUAGAUCAACAGGGAGAUUUAUGUGGAUCAAGUUUACGUCUGACGAGGAGCUGGAAGGAAAGGGAUUUCAAGCAAAGUACUCAUUUAUACCAGAUCCUGACUUCACUUACCUAGGAGGCAUUUUAAAUCCCAUCCCAGACUGCCAGUUUGAGCUCUCAGGAGCUGAUGGAAUAGUACGCUCCAGUCAAGUAGAACAAGAAGGGAAAACAAAGCCAGGACAAGCAGUUGACUGUAUAUGGACAAUUAAAGCUACUCCAAAUGCUAAGAUCUACAUGCGGUUUCUGGACUACCAGAUGGAGCAUUCCAAUGAAUGCAAGAGAAACUUCGUGGCUGUGUAUGACGGGAGCAGCUCCAUCGAAAACCUGAAGGCCAAGUUCUGCAGCACCGUGGCGAACGAUGUGAUGCUGCAGACGGGGACAGGGGUGGUGAGGAUGUGGGCAGAUGAAGGCAGCAGACUGAGCAGGUUCAGGAUGCUCUUCACUUCAUUUGUGGACCCUCCCUGCUCAGGCAACACUUACUUCUGCCAUAGCAACAUGUGCAUCAAUAAUUCUUUAGUCUGCAAUGGCAUCCAGAACUGUGCAUACCCUUGGGACGAGAAUCACUGCAGAGAAAAGAAAAGAACUGGAUUGUUUGAACAAAUCACCAAAACUCAUGGGACAAUCAUUGGCAUCACAUCAGGGAUAGUUUUAGUUCUUCUCAUCAUUUCAAUUCUAGUGCAAGUAAAGCAACCUCGCAAAAAGGUCAUGGCUUGCAAGACUGCCUUCAAUAAAACCGGUUUCCAGGAAGUAUUUGAUCCUCCUCAUUACGAACUCUUUUCACUAAGGGACAAAGAAAUUUCUGCGGAUUUGGCAGAUUUAUCGGAAGAACUCGAGAACUAUCAGAAAAUGCGACGCCCUUCAACAGCUUCCAGAUGCAUCCACGACCACCACUGUGGCUCCCAGGCCUCGAACAUAAAACAGAGCAGGACCAACCUCAGCUCCAUGGAACUGCCCUUCCGCAACGACUUCGCGCAGCCCCAGCCCAUGAAAACCUUCAACAGCACCUUCAAGAAAAGUACUUACACCUUCAAACAAGCUCAUGAGUGCCCUGAGCAGGGUAUAGAAGACAGGGUGAUGGAGGAGAUUCCGUGUGAAAUUUAUGUGAGAGGAAGGGAGGACACGGCACAAGGUUCAUUGUCUAUUGACUUCUGACUUCCUGGUGAAGGUGGGAUCGGUGUAUAUACGAGAUGCUUGUGUACAAUGACAGUGUACAUAUUAAAAGUGUAUCAUAUGCAGCGUGUGAGAUGCACACACUUUUAGCUUAUUAUACUUCAUUAAAAAAAAAAAAAACAACACCCAGUCUUCAUAACUAAUUCUUGCUGAAAAAUGGUGAAUUUCCUCCCAUCUUCCCAAGCUACCUAUCUAGUGGAGGAGUAAAACAGAGACUUUGCAUGGAAAUUUUAAGAGAGGAUAUUGGAAGAAAAAACCCUAGAAGUACUAAUCAUUGAACACUGAAAACAAUGGCUACUAUUCUCUUCUGGCUACCAUUUUUCUCUUCUUUAGAUGUCUGCUUUUGAAGACAAUUUUAAUACCUCACUUGCAUAAAUAAAAGUAGUUAAGUGCACCCCAUGUAUGUCAACAUAGGUGUCUUAUUGUGUUUGUCAAAUUGGAAGUAGAGUUAGUGUUAAGUGCCAGUUAAGACUCAAGAAUUAUGUUACUGCCAUCUGUUUCACUUGCCUCCCAUUUCUAUUGCCUUUAAUUAUCAGUUCCUCACUCUAUGCUUUGUAAGAAAUGAGUGGAAAGGGUUAUUGCCUUUUAAAAAUACUAAGUUAUAUUUUAGUACAUUUGGAAAUACAUAAUCUUUGCAGCUUUUGGUUAAAACACAAGCGAGUAGUCAUGUUAUUCUAGAUGCAGACUUUUACAACAGUUUUCUUUCAAGGUUUAGGAUUCUGAAAUAUUCUGCCAUGUAUUACAGCUCCAUAUGGCACAUUGAUUUCACAGCUCCGUACUUGGGAAACAAUUUUGUGCCUGCGUUUUCCAAGUAUUUACAUAAAUAGACUGUACUGUACAUUCGUCUCUUAAAAUAGCCUUUUACUCCUUGUUGCAGCCAAUCUUCCCUACUGAAAUCAGUGGUGAUACUUUUAGCUCAUGUCCUACUUGCCUGAAGAGAACUGCUCUGAGGUCUGUGUGAUUACCAGAUCUAUGAAGAUACUGGAAACAAAGAGAAUUCACAAAGCAACUCUUAUUAACCCUUAUGGAACCCUUCUUGUGCCCCUGGUUUCCACAUGCAAAAUUGCACAUUUCAUACCUUUUUUAAUGGUGGUUUGGACCUAAUUUUAAAAUUUUUACAAUAUAAAAAAUUUUUUAAAAUAUAUUCUCAUUGUGGUUUUUAAACUUUUUAUAUAGUGUGAUACUGUACAGACUAUUUAUUAUAUCACAAUCUAGCACCUGUACAGCAGGCUUGUGUCAGUGGCCCUCUUGGCAGCUCUGAGAACAAGCAGUCGCUGCUGUACACAUCACAAUUUACCAGUAGUCCUUACCAUGACUUCCACAUUAGCCUACAUUUUAUUUCCUGGUUGGUUUGAGCUUAUUCCAGUAUUUUUUGUACAUGAAACCUUUCACUAAAGCUGACCUUCCACCUUGCACUGGGCAUAGCCUUUAUUUACAGGUGUCAAAACAUAGUGUUUGUUGCACUCACUGUAGUACAAACAAACAAACAAACAAAUCAUAUUAAUGUAUGACUGUAGCAAUUGAAAAAUCUUUAAAAUAAAAGAUGAACAAUAGCUACAAUCACAGAGGUUCAUUAGAAUGACAAAGCAUUUUUGCAAUCUUUUUUACAAAUGCUUUGAAUGUAUGGCAUUUAAG
Messenger RNA from Empidonax traillii (willow flycatcher), 3177 nucleotides. It is a transcript of the gene NETO2, whose product is annotated as neuropilin and tolloid like 2. NCBI's taxonomy places the organism in Eukaryota, Metazoa, Chordata, Aves, Passeriformes, Tyrannidae. The coding region runs from base 88 to 1524 and encodes 478 amino acids. Gene Ontology annotation, molecular function: protein binding. The record is from RefSeq and is a predicted model, not a curated record. The transcript has 8 exons.